This is a messenger RNA of Carya illinoinensis, 4253 nucleotides long. Its product is annotated as pentatricopeptide repeat-containing protein At1g06710, mitochondrial-like. The transcript has 6 exons. NCBI's taxonomy places the organism in Eukaryota, Viridiplantae, Streptophyta, Magnoliopsida, Fagales, Juglandaceae. Bases 324 to 3374 code for a protein of 1016 amino acids. Gene Ontology annotation, molecular function: protein binding. The record is from RefSeq and is a predicted model, not a curated record.
GUUCAUUACUUAAACCCCGAGUGAUAUUCCUCCCCCCACUGCGGCUGGCUCCUGUGCCUAACUCCAAGCGCAGAAUCGUUGGUGCUGGCCGUAGUCGAGAAACCAGUGGGAUUCUCGUCAGAAGUAACCUAAUCCCUUCAUCCUCAUCCCUCUUCAUUUGUCAGACUAAGUUGGCCGUCACUGGCCUUACUCGCCGAACGUCCAUCCUUUGCUCUUAGCGUGCACAUUUUGCUUGCACGGGCUGGAUUACCCACACGCCGCCAUACCUUAAACCCCUAACCCAGCACUCGACUUCAAAGAAAUUCUAGCUGUCUCAUCAAAGAAUGAGCAAAAGAGGGAUGAAGACUCUCCUCCCUGCAAUCUCUCCCUCUCUUAGGUCCAACCCAACCUCCCCCUCCAAAGCUCCACUCCCAUUCCUCCAUUCAUCCAAAAUCUGCCGCCAUAACUUUCAAACUUCCGGCCAAACUCUCUUCUCCAUCGUUGCCAGUUUCAUGUCCACCUAUUCGCCAGACAAUCUCGAAGGACUUGUGGAUCCCCAUGACCCGGUUUUACUGGAGAAUUCGCGUGUCGAGUCAGUCUCGGCCGAAGAUUUUGCCUUUCUUCGUGACUCUUCGGUGGAUCAUGAUGCUGAUAGUGGGUCUUUGGGGCUGAAAUUUGAGUCCCAUAGGUAUUCGAAUGAUGCUGUUUUGAUAUCAGAUGCUAUUCGGGAUAAUAAUGAUGGGUUUGGUGACAAAACCCAUAAGUUUCUUAGGCAGGUUAGGGAGAAAUUGAAUGAAACUCUGGUGGUAGAGGUGUUGAAUCUUGUACAAAAUCCUGAAUUGGGUGUCAAGUUCUUUAUAUGGGCAGGGCGGCAAAUUGGUUACAGACACACAAAGGCGGUGUAUGAUGCAUUGUUAGACAGAUUGGGGGCUGAUAAUGAUGAGAGAAUACCAGACCACUUUUUACGAGAGAUUAAACAUGAUGAUAUGGAAUUACUUGGGAUCUUGCUUAAUGUCUUGAUUCAGAAGUGUUGCCAAAAUGGGUUUUGGAAUUUAGCUUUGGAAGAGCUUGGGAGGCUCAAGGAUUUUGGGUAUAAACCCACAAGAUGGACAUACAAUGCAUUGGUUCAGGUGUUUCUUAAAGCUGAUCGGUUGGACACUGCUUAUUUGGUUCAUAGAGAGAUGUCAAGUUCGGGGUUUAGUAUGGAUGGUUUUACCAUAGGUUGUUUCGUCCACUCUUUGUGCAAAGCAGGGAGGUGGAGGGAAGCUCUAGCGUUGAUUGAGAAGGAAGAUCUUGUGCCUGAUACAAUUCUUUAUACAAAAAUGAUAUCUGCGUUGUGUGAAGCUUCACUUUUUGAGGUAGCUAUGGAUUUCUUGAACAUAAUGCGGUCUAGUUCUUGCAUUCCUAAUGUUGUGACGUAUAGGACUUUGCUUUGUGGGUGUUUGAGAAAAAGACAGCUGGGUAGGUGUAAGAGAAUUCUUAGUAUGAUGAUCACAGAAGGUUGUUAUCCGAGUCCUAGGAUUUUUAAUUCCCUUGUUCAUGCUUAUUGUCGAUCUGGAGAUUACUCUUAUGCCUAUAAGUUGAUUAAUAAAAUGGUAAAAUGCAAUUGCCAGCCAGGUUAUGUAGUUUACAAUAUAUUGAUUGGUGGUUUAUGUGGAAAUGAGGAGUUACCAAGCUCAGACAUGUUGGAAUUGGCUGAGAAAGCCUAUGGUGAGAUGCUUAAUGCAGGGGUUGUAUUAAAUAAGGUUAAUGUCAGCAAUUUUGCUCGAUGUCUUUGUGGUGCUGGAAAAUUUGAGAGAGCAUAUAAUGUUAUUCGCGAAAUGAUGAGUAAGGGAUUCAUACCUGAUUCUAGUACCUAUUCUAAGGUGAUUAGCUUUCUUUGUAAUGCCUCCAAAGUGGAAAAGGCCUUUUUAUUGUUUGAAGAAAUGAAGAGGAAUGGUAUUGUUCCUGAUGUCUAUACAUAUACGAUUUUAAUUGAUAGUUUCUGUAAAGCUGGUCUUAUUGAACAGGCUCGUAAGUGGUUUGACGAAAUGCUAAGGGAUGGUUGUGCCGCUAAUGUGGUGACUUAUACAGCUCUUAUACAUGCAUACCUUAAAGCUAGGAAACUGUCCAAAGCAAAUGAACUCUUUGAGUUGAUGUGUUCUGAAGGUUGCAUUCCUAAUGUUGUUACGUAUACAGCUUUGAUUGAUGGCCACUGUAAAGCUGGAGAGAUUGAAAGAGCUUGCCAAAUUUAUGCCAAAAUGAAAGGUAACGUUGAAACCUCUGAUGUAGAUAUGUAUUUUAGGAUUGAGGAUGGUAAUUACAAAGAGCCAAACAUUUUUACAUAUGGAGCAUUGGUCGAUGGUUUGUGCAAAGCUCACAAGGUCAAGGAGGCCCGUAAUUUAUUAGAUGCUAUGUCGAUGGAAGGUUGUGAGCCAAACCAUAUUGUGUAUGAUGCUCUUAUAGAUGGAUUCUGCAAGGCUGGGAAGCUAGAUGAAGCACAAGAGGUGUUUGCUAAGAUGUCAGCGCGUGGUUAUAAUCCUAAUGUCUAUACUUACAGCUCUUUGAUUGACAGGUUAUUUAAGGAUAAGAGACUAGAUCUCGUGACGAGAGUCUUGUCCAAAAUGCUAGAAAAUUCUUGUGCUCCUAAUGUUGUCAUCUACACAGAAAUGAUUGAUGGCCUCUGUAAAGUUGGAAAGACAGAUGAGGCCUACAAGCUUAUGCUAAUGAUGGAAGAAAAAGGGUGCAAUCCAAAUGUUGUGACUUAUACUGCUAUGAUAGAUGGUCUUGGAAAAGUGGGUAAAGUCGAAAAAUGCCUUCUGCUCUUGAGAGAAAUGAGCUCAAAGGGUUGUGCUCCAAACUUGGUGACCUAUAGGGUUUUGAUAAAUCACUGUUGUGCCAAUGGCCUUUUGGAUGAGGCUCAUAAACUUUUGGAUGAAAUGAAACAGACGUAUUGGCCAAGCCAUAUAUCAAGUUACUACAAGGUUAUUGAAGGCUUCAACAGGGAGUUUAUUGCAUCUCUUGGGCUUCUACAGGAGAUUAGCGAGAAUGAUUCAGCUCCAAUUGUUCCAGUGUACAAAAUAUUGGUUGAUAGCUUUAUCAAGGCUGGAAGAUUAGAAGCAGCUCUGGAGCUGCACGAGGAGAUUCCAUCAUCCUUCCCUAUAACAGUUGCCAACAAGAAUAUGUAUACUUCUUUGAUUGAGAGCCUCUCCUGCACUGGUAAAGUUGGUAAGGCUUUUGAGCUGUAUGCAAAUAUGGUAAGGAGGGGUGGUGUUGUGGAGCUAAGUGCAUUUGUUCACCUUAUCAAAGGGCUCAUCUAUAUUAACAGGUGGGAAGAAGCACUUCAACUAUCAGAUAGCAUAUGUCAGAUGGAUGUCCAUUGGCUUCGACAAGAAGAGAUAUUUAACAGUAGUUAGGCAUAAGCAUAUUUCGUACUUUUGCCGAUGGUUGAAAUAAUGACAUAAUGGUGCAUGGUAAAUUUUUCUUAGAGGCAAUGCUGGGAGACCACUCACUCUCAAGUCUCAAUGUGCAUGUAUGAACACCCAAAUAAGUGAUUGGGCAUCGCAUGUGGAACAAGGUAUCAGUACUAGAAAGCUUUGAUUUUCAAUUUGGAGCAACUAGAAGUUGAAUAAAGGUUGAAGAAAAUAUUUGGUUCUUCAAUUAUUCAGACCCAUCUGUUGAUGCAGUUAAUUGAGCAUGAUGCCAGUCAAUGCUGCCAAAACUCUUCUGCUUCUGAAACACCCUUCAUUUACCUUGACAAGGAUAGUUGUCCCGGGUUGUAGCUUGUGUGGGACUGAUUAAUCUCCAUUUGUGCCUAUUUAAGAGUGAGGAAACAAAGGAAGAAACCAGAAAGUGAGGCUGUGGAUGAGAUUAGAAGUGCAGUCAUUGCAAUUUGACUUUGGUAUUAUCAAAACUGCAGCAGAAAACUUUUCUGAUGCAAACAAACUUGGACAAGGUGGAUUUGGUUUUGUUUACAAGGGCGAGCUUUCAGAUGGACAAGUUAUAGCUUUGAAAAGACUAUCAACAGAUUCUGGACAAGGAGAUCUAGAAUUUGGAACGAGGCCCUCUAUUGGCUAUGCUUCAACAUCGAAAUUUAGUUAGAGUCUUAGGCUUUUGCUUGGAAAGAAAUGAAAGGCUUUUAAUUUAUGAGUUUGUGCCCAAUACAUGCCUUGAUAACUUCAUUUUUGGUACGAUUGGACUUCUACUAUAACCUUUAGAUCAUUGCAUUCAUGUCAAUUUAUUUUGGGAUGCAUGUCUUCUAUGAGGAUGGACUUCCCCAUAUUUACUUCGGCUCA